AUGGCACUUACCUUCAAUUCAACCCCCCACCAGUUCACACGCUGCAUCGCCUCCCAGCUCAUCAAGUGGUUCAGUAACUUCCGGGAGUUCUACUACAUCCAGAUAGAGAAGUUUGCACGCCACGCCGUCGCGGCCCACCCGGGGGCGCUGUCUGUGGGGAGAGAGUCGCAACUUUUCAGAGCGCUCAACGUGCACUACAACAAAAGCGGCGACUUCCAGGUCCCCAAUGGCUUCCUCCAAGUGGCCGAGAUGACACUGCGCCAAUUCUACGCUGCCAUUUCCACGGGCAGGGACCGAAAUCCGUCUUGGAAGAAGGCCAUCUACAAGGUGAUCUGUAAGAUGGACGCCGACGUUCCAGCGCAUUUCAAGACUUUUGGAUGAGGACCGACUGGCGCAAGACGCGGGCUUCUUUUUGCCUUUGUCAGUCGGCGCUUUCAAUUGGGAACACCAAGAAGUAACUGCAAUACUGGAACAUUUGGGUGGCUCAAAACAUGCCUCAAAAGCUGCAAUCCCCAAAACUUCCAGCGGACUGGGAAGAAAACUGUAGUUUUGUACAAUACGCCGUCGACAGAUUUGGGUCCUGAAUGAAGCAAAAUGUGCUUCAUUCAAUUACAUUUUUAGUUCCGCGGAACAACAUCCCAAGACGUUGACUCGACUCAACCAAAACAAAAGGAAGACCCAAAGUCAGCGCUUGUUGAACAUUUAAUGACACUUGUCAAAAUGGCCAUCGGAGAAAUUUUCUUCAUCGGUCUGAGUUCAUACUUCCGCAUGCUUUUAUCAAAAUCUGCCACAGUCUUCCCAAUCUAAAGGUCGUCACAAAUAUCUUGGCAGAAAGUCUUCAUCAUCUUUGGAACAAUGGAAGAAACCCCGCCAAGUGACGACGUUGUCGGUUGGGCUUCGCCGAGAUUCUCUUGCGCUUCUUUCGAAUAGAUUUCAAAAGGCAAUAAAAGCAUCCCGACAAUUGCUGAAGAAAGAAAAAUUGGGCAAUUCGCAUGUUGGAAACGGGCUUUCCAGCAGUGUCAAAUUUAUUGGAAGGGUUCGUUGUUACAAGAGUGGAAUCUACAAAAACCAAAAAGCAGAAGCCUCGAGUACAUUUUCUCCUUCAUACUCACCAGGAUCCUUGGAUUCCACACGUUUCCGCUUCUGUUCUGGUCUUUUGGUCCCGACAGACGAUCCUCGGCUUGACUUCAGAGUGACGUUCCGACAAAAACGACGAGACGCAAGAAAGAACAUCCCAACAAGUUCCUCGGGGACGGAAAUGAUUUCCUCCUCAUAAAAAGCGUCCGGGCGACGGGGAGACUUCGCUUUUCCGACUCCCGUGUACAACCUCACUGUUCAAGCGUGAAGACGACGGGCGUGC
Messenger RNA from Syngnathoides biaculeatus (alligator pipefish), 1360 nucleotides. Its product is annotated as prospero homeobox protein 2-like. Lineage: Eukaryota; Metazoa; Chordata; Actinopteri; Syngnathiformes; Syngnathidae. The coding region runs from base 1 to 381 and encodes 126 amino acids. Gene Ontology annotation, biological process: regulation of transcription by RNA polymerase II. Gene Ontology annotation, molecular function: DNA-binding transcription factor activity, RNA polymerase II-specific; RNA polymerase II cis-regulatory region sequence-specific DNA binding. The record is from RefSeq and is a predicted model, not a curated record. Gene Ontology annotation, cellular component: nucleus. The transcript has 2 exons.